UCGGCUAUUUUUUAAAAAGUUGACACAGGCUCAGCCAAUGAAAGUAGGCCUAGGCUACGUAAUUUUCUUGUUGAAAUUGAGCAGCCAAUGAAAUCACAGCCCGCCAAGCGUCUAAGAGCAUCGUAAAUAGACCAAAGGAAUCAAUUUAUGACUUGUUUUAAUUGAGCCAAUACCAUGCCCAGUCCAAGAAAGACCUCUAAGUCCCCUGCAAGAGGAAAAGCUCGAGGACGAAGCACCUCUGCCUCUCGAACAAAAUCAACACGUAGCCGAAGCAGAAGUGCAGGAAGGAAAGCCAAAGUAGUUGCAGCUGAAGCUUCAAGUGUUAAAGAUACAAAAACAGUCUCUGAGGACUUGGUUGAUUCAAAGUUGAUUGUUGGUCCUGUUCGCAGUAGAUCACCUGCUAGGGCACAAAAAAAGGAAACCUCCAUCACCAAGCGCUCUGUUAUCACGUCUUACUCUAAUGUAUCUUCCUCUCAAGAGCAAGCUUCUGUAACUCCAGUUCGAACUUCAACUCGCAUUGCAUCUUUAAUAGAAAAAGAGAAGGAAGAUUCACUUCGCCUUAGAGAGCAAAUGAAGUCUGAGAUGUUAUCCAAUAUCAAGACACCACCAAUAAAACCAGCAUCUGCAAAAUCAAAGCCAAGUAAUGGACCGCAUUAUGAAUUCAUGGGUCCUAUUGGAGCUUUUCUUCUUCUGUUUUUUCUGCCAUUAACAGUGUAUUAUGUUAACUUUGCUUGCUGGAAGGGUCAGUGCUCAUUUGUACCAAGACUCCCAAGAACAAUUACAAGUAUUUUUGAAGUUGAAGCAACCCUGAUCUACCUUGCAUGGUUUUUUUUUCAAGCUUUUCUUGCUAUAUUGCCAGUUGGAAAAGUUGUAGAUGGACAGCCUUUGAAAUCUGGUGGAAAACUAAAAUACAGAUGCAAUGGUUUCUUUGCUCUGGUUAUUAGUCUUCUAAUGCUUGGUGCUGCUGUCUAUUACAAGUGUCCUGUAACCAAAGUAACUGAGAAGUUCUAUAAGUUGAUGACCACGGCUAUCAUAUUUAGUUUUAUACUCAGCAUUUGUCUUUAUAUAAAAUCAACCUUUGUUAGUUCCCAGAAGUUGGCUGCCGGAGGAAAUACAGGAAACAUAAUUUACGAUUUCUUCAUUGGUCGUGAACUCAAUCCACGAAUUGGACAGCUUGAUCUUAAAUUUUUCUGUGAACUAAGACCAGGCUUGAUUGGGUGGGUAGUUAUGGAUUGGAUAAUGGUUGUCAAAGCUUAUCAGGAAACACAGACAUUUCCACCAAAUCUGCUCUUGGUAACAGUUUUUCAGACAAUAUAUGUGGCUGAUGCACUAUGGUUUGAGGAUGCAAUUCUCACAACAAUGGAUAUAAUUCAUGAUGGAUUUGGAUUCAUGCUUGCGUUUGGAGAUCUUGCCUGGGUGCCUUUUCUAUAUUGUCUGCAACCACGAUUCCUACAAGAGUCAAAGUUUGUUCUUCCUUGGUACUGUUUGGCACCUAUAGCUUUGUUAAAUGUUGUGGGGUAUAUCAUUUUUAGAAUGUCCAAUUCUCAGAAGAACAGAUUCAGGAAUAAUCCUAAAGAUGAUGCAUUUUCAGGAAUGGAAGUUAUCCCAACUCAAUCUGGUAAGAAACUUCUGGUCUCUGGAUGGUGGGGAAUCUGCAGAAAGCCUAAUUAUCUUGGCGAUCUCAUAAUGGCACUAUCUUGGUCACUUACUACAGGCUUUGGGCAUAUUCUGACCUAUUUCUAUCCAUUAUACUUUCUUGUGCUGCUCAUUCACCGUGAGCGAAGAGACAACGAGCAAUGUCAGGAAAAGUAUGGGGCAAGCUGGAACAAAUAUUGUGAGAGAGUCAAGUACAGAAUUUUCCCACAUGUCUACUGAAUAUGAGACUCAGCCUAGUCGAAAAUAAAAUUGUUUAAAUGACAUUCUGAAUAGUGAAGUAACUUAAAUGAAAGAAUAAGGACAAGCAAAUGUUUUAAUUAUGAACUGUCAACCACCAAUACUUAACUGAAAUUUAACAAAAAUGAAAUUUUGAAUUUGAAUAAUUGGCAACUUUUUUAAGACAACCAAAUUUUGCUUAACAGUUGUCAAGGUAUUUUUUAUUGAAUGUUUUGAUCUGUUGAACAGAUGUGUUAUGGCAUGCUCUUCCUAAUUUUACCUAUAGCUGAUUGUUUUCUCAAUGGCUAGUUAGUUAAACUUUAUUCUCUUUUAAAUUUAUGUUGAAGUUAUGUUAGUCAAAAUGUUGUAUAAAAUUUAUUUUUUAUUUUUGGAAAAUAUUGUUUAAAUUUAAAACUCACUCAUAUUCCAAUUUUUAAAGAAGUGUACCACCGCCUACUCAAGCUAUUGUAAAAAAGGUUUACAUUCCCUGUUUUUAAAAAUUACAUUUAAUAUGCAAACCCAGCCUUUAGAAUUUGCUUGGAUUGAGAUUAAUCAACACGCAGCUCAUCUAUUUUCUAGUUUUCAAAAAAUUAUUUUAACUUUCUAUCUUUCAUGUACUACUGUUGUGUAAUACUUUUCACAAGCAAUUUUAUAUAUAUAUAUAUUUUACAUAUUUGUGUGCACCUAACAUUUCAUUAUUUUUUAUUGUGUCAUGCAACCAAUUUUAGUUGUCUAUUAAUUGAUAUCAGAUCAUUUUAUAGUGGAUAAUUAUUCACUGCCAUGCAAGCUGGCACCCACAAUGUCCAUGACUUUAAAAUGAAGACCAACAACUAUUUCAAUAUUAAAAGUGUUAUGCUGAAAUAGGAAGGGUAAAAGUUUUAUAAAUCUUGGUACAUAGAUUUUCUUUGGUCACAAUGGUUUUGUGGUUGAAUCUUGUUAGUUCAAUUUUACCCCUCUUCUUAUAUCAGUGAUUUUUCUCAAACUUUUUUGAUAAAAGUAUUGCCAAUGACAGCGCAGGAAUAUGUAUUUUAUAAUCUAAUAAAAUAUUAAUUAGUCAUUUAAAAAUUAAAAUCAAUGUAAACCUGGUUACAUCCAAUGAUUUAUUAAGAAUCAACUAAAUAGAAUAAAUGUAACAGUUGGUUUACGUAUUUUUUAAAAUUAAUUAUAAAUAGAAAAUUUAAAUGUUAAAAACCUUUACAAUAACAAAUCUUUAAAUGUGCAAAUAUCAGAAGUCGAUAUAAUUGUCUCUUUCUUAAUCUAACAAUAAAAGCUCUUGAAAUUUCUUAAUUACAUUAUUUUAGCAUUAGGAUUGAGAUUAUUUAUUCAGAUUUGUUGAAAGAAGUCGUAACCUUAUACUUAUAAUGAAGAUCCAGCAUAAUGAUUAAUUAUUCAUAUCUUUUCAGUGGGCUAUUUAUAAAACAAAACAUCAUUUUUGCAUUGAAUUUGAGUCAUUUGAAAAUAUAUUUAAAUGUCCCAUGUAUCUAAUUUGUAACAUAUUUAUUACCGACAUAUUAUAAUAAACAAUAACAAUUGUGGAUAAUAAUUAAGCUCAAAAUUUGUUUACCAUACUCAGUUUGCCUUAGAAAAUUGUUUUACAUGUCAGAAUAAUUACUUGUAGCUUUCAUCAUCAUUGAUAAAUACUGUCAUUAUUUGAUAAUGCUAUUUUUUUCUGUUUUUUUAAUGAAGAAUGGCACACAAUUUUGUUUUGGCUAACACAAUUAUAAUAUAAUUGUGUUAGCCAAUAUAAUUUAUAUUGCUUGAUUCUAUACUAAGCUGUAUUUGUUCUUGAUAACUAGCAGAUGUUACAUUAUGGUAGCAACUUCAGCUCUAUUGGCAGCUUAUGGAUGGUCAUCAUUAUAAUGCACUUAGUAUGUGGUUUCUCUUAAAUGAAUGACAGAAAAAAUGCUACUUCUUAAAACAUGAGUUUAGCUACCAGUUCAUUUAUGUGCUUAUUUUUGAGUUGUCAAAUCCAGACCAGCUUUUUGACAUGGUUUUGUAUGUCAUUUUUUUGUGUGAAUAGGAUCUUUUUGAACAGACUGAACUUUUAAAAAAAUCAUCCUUUCCUCAUGUUCAUCCAUUCAUUCAUUAUGAGGCUGCUGAACAUUGCAUUGCAAUCUUGCAUCCUGUCAUUUACAUUUUUUGAUGUUUGUAAAAACAGUAGAUGUGUUCAUAUGUAUGUAGAAUGCUUUUUGCCUUCAUUCAUCGAAUUAAAUUUGAUGAGUACC
Messenger RNA from Physella acuta, 4097 nucleotides. Its product is annotated as delta(14)-sterol reductase TM7SF2. NCBI's taxonomy places the organism in Eukaryota, Metazoa, Mollusca, Gastropoda, Physidae. The record is from RefSeq and is a predicted model, not a curated record. Gene Ontology annotation, cellular component: nuclear inner membrane; endoplasmic reticulum membrane. Gene Ontology annotation, molecular function: Delta14-sterol reductase activity. Gene Ontology annotation, biological process: cholesterol biosynthetic process.